UGCUUCAUCAUUCCUUCUGCUCUAGGCCUGGUCUCCAAGUCCUCUCCUAAAAAGCCCCGUGGACGUAACAUCUUCAAGGCCCUUUUCUGCUGUUUUCGCGCCCAGCAUGUUGGCCAGUCAAGCUCGUGCACUGAGCUCUCCGCAUACAAGGAGGAAGCCAACACCAUUGCUAAGUCUGACCUGCUCCAGUGUCUCCAGUACCAGUUUUAUCAGAUCCCAGGGACCUGCCUGCUCCCAGAGGUGACAGAGGAAGAUCAAGGAAGGAUCUGUGUGGUCAUUGACUUGGAUGAAACCCUUGUGCAUAGCUCUUUUAAGCCAAUCAACAACGCUGACUUCAUAGUGCCUGUGGAGAUUGAGGGGACCACGCACCAGGUGUAUGUGCUCAAGAGGCCUUAUGUGGAUGAGUUCCUGAGACGGAUGGGGGAGCUCUUUGAAUGUGUUCUUUUCACUGCCAGCCUGGCCAAGUAUGCCGACCCUGUGACGGAUCUGCUGGACAGGUGUGGGGUGUUCCGGGCCCGCCUAUUCCGUGAGUCCUGUGUGUUCCACCAGGGCUGCUAUGUCAAGGACCUCAGCCGCCUGGGAAGGGACCUGAGGAAAACCCUUAUUUUGGACAACUCGCCUGCUUCUUACAUCUUCCAUCCAGAGAAUGCAGUGCCCGUACAGUCUUGGUUUGAUGACAUGGCAGACACCGAGGCCUUGGAGGCACUCCUGCUUUUCCUGGGCUGA
Messenger RNA from Myotis davidii, 726 nucleotides. It is a transcript of the gene CTDSP2, whose product is annotated as CTD small phosphatase 2. Gene Ontology annotation, molecular function: RNA polymerase II CTD heptapeptide repeat phosphatase activity. The record is from RefSeq and is a predicted model, not a curated record. The annotation marks the transcript as partial. Lineage: Eukaryota; Metazoa; Chordata; Mammalia; Chiroptera; Vespertilionidae. The transcript has 8 exons.